GAUAGCACAGUGAGAGAGAGAGAGAGAGAGAGAGAGAGAGAGAGAGGAAGGACUGCGAGUUGCGGCCGCCAUGGCGUUGGUUUCUCGUAUCCUCUCACGAUCCAGACAGAUUGUAGAUUUGCGUGCACUGGCAAUGAUUGAAAUUGAUGACGCUUUGAUGAUCCUUCAUUUGGGGAGUGGCCUUACAGAUGAUCUCGGUGCUGAGGCUGUGAUGAUGAAAGCUUUGGAGAAGUUGAGAAUGUUAUCCAAAAGCUGCUAUUGAGGUCUGACGAGAAGAACAUGGCUCUUCUCUGUUGAAUUCGACAUGAUCAACACAAAGUAAGUGGAGAGGUUUCAGUAUCUUUAGCAUGUAGUGGUGGCUAUUUGUCUUGCACGAGCAGUUUUGUAUCUUAUCUGUUAAUCCGGUAUAAUACUGCUAGCCCUUAUUACUACUGCCACUAAAUUUUAUGGUGACUUACUGUGCCCUAUUAAGAGAUGCCACAAUCAUAGUUCCAAUGGGAUCAUUUAACUGGAUUCAGAGGAUUAUGGUUCAUGCAUCAAUGAAGUUAAAAAGGUAUUGCUAACCACUUAGUUCUGUGAGUUUUUCUGUGGAUGUAACAUCAAUCUCAAUUCUGUACUCAGACCAAUAUCAUGUCCAUUCUGAAGGCUGUUACAUCCCCCAACCUAUUUAAGCCAAAAGUUGGAUGUUUACUCAAUUUUUUCUAUUUCUAAGAUUUAAUUAGGUUGGGCAUUAAAAUGGAGGACCUUCCCAAGCAUGAAGAACAGUUGGAUCUGAAGAAGGAUGCUAUGGAAGCAAUGUAAACCCAACUUAAAAGGACAGAAGGAAAUGGUCGGCGGCACCAAGCGACGCUCCGCCGCUGCUACCACCUCCUCUUCUCCCCUGCCGCCGCCGCCGUCCGCUGCUAAGAAGCGUAAGCCGCAGCCGACGCCUUUCACGUCCGAGGAGCUGAUGCCGCUCUUACGCCUCCUCGCCUCCGCCAUCUCCGGCCCCCUACGAUUCCUCUCCUCCGCCGACCACCUCCUCCUCCCCUCCCAAUCCCUUUCCCUCGACUCCUCCAUCGAAUCCGCCGCCUUCUCCCUCUCCGGACUCCUCACCCUCCUCCCUCCCGAUUCGUUCCCCCUCGAUCCUCCCCCUCCCCACUCCCCUUGGUUUUCCCGCUUCGUCGCUGCCUUUCCCGCGGACGAUCGCCGCUGGGUCGAGUCAUUCCGCAUGUCUAAGCUCUCCUUCGACGGCCUUCUCCAAUCUCUGUCCCAUUCCCUCCAAUCCGACCCCUCCGCAGCCGCCGCCGUGCCCCCCGACGUCAAGCUCGGUGCCGCGUUGUUCCGCCUCGCCCACGCGGCCCCCUACCGCGCCGUCGCCUGGCGCUUCGGCCUUCCGUCGCCGGAUGCUGCGUGCCGUGCCUUCUACGAGGUCUGCAAGGCCAUCACCGACCGGCUUGUUUCCCUCUUCGAGCUAUCCUCUGACCUUCGCCGCGUCGUCCGGGGGUUCGAACAGCUGUCGCUCCCCAAUUGCUGCGGCGUGCUUGGCUUUGCCCGAUUCGCCGUGGAGGGCCCCUCCAGAGGAGGAUCGGUGAUCGCACAGGGUUUGGUCGAUUCCGAAGGGAGGUUUCUCGACGUCUCCGUGGGAUGGCAUGGGUCGAUGUUGCCGGCCCAGAUCAUAACCAGAACCAAGCUCUACAAAGCCCAGGCCUUGGUGCUGGGACUUGGUUCCCCGAUGGAGCUCAAUGGGGGUUCGGUGCCUCAGUAUCUGUUGGGUGGCUCUUGCUGCCCUCUCCUCCCCCGGCUGCUGACACCAUUCAGAGGGGUGGAUUCGAGCUUGAAUUCCUCUAAAGCUGCAUCUUUUAACAAUGUGCAUGCACGCGGCAUGGAGUUGGUGUACAGAUCUUUCGGAAAGCUUCGUGCGCGGUGGCAGCUGCUUCAGACAAGUUGGAAGAAGGAGUGUGCCGACGCCCUGCCCUAUGUGAUCGUAGCUAGCUGUUUGCUUCACAACUUCCUUGUUAAAUGUGGUGAGCCCAUGGAUGAUGAGAUUGAGACGUCAAUGGGAGAGCUAGAUUUUCCAGAUUUCGAGGGGAAGGGUGAUGAGGAUGGAGAGAGGAUCAGGGAAAUGCUUGCCUCGCACCUGAGCUUGAAUAUGGAAGAAGUUUUCAGGUCAAUUUGAAGCCCAUAAAUUCUUUAUAGAACUACAAUGAAUCAGUGUAAAAAAGAAAAGGUCAGAUUAGUUUGCUUUCAUACAUCUGAUAUAUAAAAUAUAGGCCUCUGUCAUUCUUUCUUUUUCUGGUCUCCAAUAAAACUGAGUUGUUUGUCCCUAUCAAACUUUAUGCUUAUUUUGUGCCUUUCAAGUUAGCAAUGUUCCUUCUUGAGAAGAUGUUGAUUUAAUUCCAGAGGAAACAGGAACUUAUUAUGUGCUAUCUCAUACUGUUGAGAGGUAAUGUCAAAGUAAAGUCAAACUUGGCAUUGAUGCAUCAAUUUUUUACUAAUGAAAACCUAAAAGUAUUCUCUGAUUUCUGGCCAGGCAAAACUGCUGAAUUUUACUUGUUGCAACCCAUUAAUGUCACAUCUUUGUUCAUUUUAAUUAGACAACAAGAGAACUUUUAUUUUUAUGUGAUACAUGUCCAAGAAUGAGGUUCGAUUAGACUGAUCAUGACCAGCUAUAAUUCUGUGCUAUAACCUGUGAAUAAACUGGAAAAUGAUCAAGGGAUAUAAUAUCUUCCAUGUUUAGUCUAUCAUCUCAUUGAUGCUUGUCAAGGCAAACCAUGAAACCUGAGUAUUUGGGACAUGUAUAUUUGAACACAGAUGAAUAUGCUGCAUACAAUCCUAGAUGACAUAUAUAUAAUAUAUUCUCCUUUAGUACAAUUUUUAGGACAUGAGUUCCAGUAGCAUUGUUUGUUGUGGAUAUUUGGUUAGCAGAUAGAAGUACUACUUUAUUCUCUUUCUGUAGCUCUGAAAGGAUAUGCUUGUAAUGUCAAUGGAUGCCUAUCUGUUGUUCUUUAUUUCAUGUAAUGUAAUUCAUUUCUUGGAAUCUAAAUCAGACUCCCCAUUCAUCAGAUAGAAAUUAAAAGCUGAAGUCACGCUUGAUGUCAGUGAUAACUUUUAAAUCCAAACUAUGUAAUUUCAAAUGAACUCCUUGUUCAUCAAUCACCUUUGUAAUUUCAUGUACCGAUAAUGUAUCGGUUAGGGUUCGGAUCGGAUCGGAAUAGUUCGGAUCGGAGUAGUUUCGUAUUGCAUUUGAUGCAUUGGUACAUACCAAGUUUUGAGAAAAACCUAAAAGUCAGUUUAAAAAAUAAAAAUCCGAUACAAAACUUAACUUAUGUCAUUAUAUGAUAGAUAAUGUCUAUACCAAAUCAUAUUAUAAACCUUGAUUUACAAACAUUAAUUUAAAGCAAAACUAUAAUUUUUCUCUGCCUCACAUAUUUAUAGGAUUAAAAAGGUUAAAAGGUUAACCUUAGGCACCUCUAGAGAAGAUGCAUCAAGUUACAUAUGAAGCUCCAGCUUGUCAUUUGCUGAAAGAAAAAGAUGAGGUCUCAAGUUGUAAAGGAUGAAACCCUUAAAACACAUGAACUAG
Messenger RNA from Musa acuminata AAA Group (dessert banana), 3562 nucleotides. Its product is annotated as protein ANTAGONIST OF LIKE HETEROCHROMATIN PROTEIN 1. The transcript is spliced from 5 exons. The coding region runs from base 782 to 2158 and encodes 458 amino acids. The record is from RefSeq and is a predicted model, not a curated record. Lineage: Eukaryota; Viridiplantae; Streptophyta; Magnoliopsida; Zingiberales; Musaceae.